Messenger RNA from Prosopis cineraria, 3362 nucleotides. RefSeq names its product phosphatidylinositol 4-kinase gamma 1. NCBI's taxonomy places the organism in Eukaryota, Viridiplantae, Streptophyta, Magnoliopsida, Fabales, Fabaceae. Bases 1457 to 3046 code for a protein of 529 amino acids. The record is from RefSeq and is a predicted model, not a curated record. The transcript is spliced from 4 exons.
GCAAAAAAAAAAUUAGAAGUGUCUUUUAAAUAUUGCUUUGAAAUUCUAAAGGCGACAACAAAAAUUUAUUCUAUAAAAGCACAGACGUAAUAAACGGAGUAUUAAUAUGAUCUAUGAAUUUCAGUGAAAAAAUACUCCCCCUUACGUUCAUAGUAUAGAAAUUUUUUAAAAAUAUUAAAUAAUUUAAAAUAUAAGAUAUUAACUAGUUCUUAUGAGUACUAUUUAAUGGGAUAAUUUAAAAAAUUUUAUUGUUGAUAAAUGUCGUCUUUUUAAAAAUACUUUUAUUUAAAGCACAAUUAUGUAUUAAAUAUAUGUACUUUUUUUAAUAAAAAUUUAAAUUUUUCUUUAUUAAAUUAUAAGAAACUAGCUUUUCUGUGACAAGAUAAUUAAAAAGUUUUUUAAAAAAAUAUUAGCAUUUCAACAAACUUUCUUAAAUUUAUAAUAGUUAAUCAGUGCAGGCCAGACCCGACGCAUGAAGUGAAUGGGAGUCAGUAGAAAAGGGAGGUGCGGGCCCCAGGGAUGAAAAGGUGGGCCCCGGUGGGCACGAAGACAGAAAGCAUAAUGGAGGAUCACAUCACAUGUCUGACACUGACGAUCGAAAUGCAGGCAUCGAUUUGAAUGUCACAUGGUGCGGGAAGGGGAGGCCCCAAAUAGGGAAAAGAGCAAAAAUAGUAACGCAGGCAGUGUGGUGGAUUGGAUUGAGGCAGAGGAGAAAGAAAGCACCUGGCAGAGGCAUAAGAGGAUAGCGAGGGAAUUCUUAUUAAGGCAGGGUGUGUGGGGGUGGCGGUGGAAUCCUUUUUCCAUUUGCUCCGGUCUCUGUUUCGUUCUCUCUGCGCUCCCUUUGCUUCUCCAUGGCUUCCCCUGAAUGCCUUACCAGUGUUCAGGGUUAUGAGGGAUUCAAUAAAAAUGUGAACAAGACAGCCUGCCUUUCGGUUUUGUUUCCAGCAUUUAAGCCCUCAUCUUGAAUGUACCCCUUUCGAACAAUAUUCGAUAUCACGAAAACGUUGAUUUUGUUUUUUCAUGGUUCCAUUUGAUCAAGUCAGCGUUCCGCUACAAAAAUUGAACAGUUGGGGUAAUAAAUGAUUCAUUUGCCUCUAGUUGCCACUUCUCUUGCCCAACAGAGUGUCUGGGAAGCAAUAAAUUCAUUAAAUUGUGAUAAGUGCGUAUAAAUUUUCUUCUUUAAUUUCUCUCAUUUCUCGCACUUACAAUUAAUGGCAUAUGAAUGUUCAUUUCCUAUUCUUAAUUACAACCAUGCAAUUACUGAAGGCUCUUUUUAUAACUUCAUGUCUGGAAGAUUUACGCACUAUGGGGGACCUCUCUUGUAACAUGUGUUGCAUUUCCAGGAAACUCUUGUUUUGAAGUUGCAGAUGUCGUCACCUUCAGAAAACUAAUUUUCCGGCCAUUUUUAAUAGUAUAAUCGCAUUUGGAAUGCGCUGCCGCUGCCACUCUCAUCUGAAUGAGAUUCUCCACAAUGGCUGUAGCCAUAGAUCAAAAUCAUGGGUUUAAGCCAUUUAGCCGAUGCAAGCUCCAAUCCUAUGGUCACAUUGAUCAGAACCUUAUAGAACUUGACCAAACAAGUCUCAACCACUCUUCCAAACAAUCAAUUGAAUCCAACAAUAUUCCCCGCAGUUUCUCCACUCCAUGCCUACCUUUAACCCCUUCAGCAGAUGAAGAGCUUGCUUCUUAUCCCAAGAUUGAGAUAGUUGGUGGUAGUGGAGCUCCGGUACAUGCUCUAGUUGUAGAAGUUGCCAUAGCUAUGGCCUCUGGUUCUCAUCCUAUUCCAGUCUCAAAAGGGUUAGGUGGUGCCUAUGUUUUCCGCAGCCAAAAUGGCAAGGAUAUAGCCGUGGCCAAGCCAGCAGAUGAAGAACCUUUAGCCUUCAACAAUCCAAAAGGCUUGAGGGGUCGAAUGUUUGGCCAACCUGGAUUGAAGCACUCCAUCCGGGUAGGUGAAACUGGGAUACGUGAAUUAGCUGCUUGUUUCCUCGACCAUGGAAGCUUUGCUGGUGUGCCUCCCACUGCUUUGGUCAAGUUCUCUCAUGCUGCCUUUUAUUUUACCGAUGCUGCAGUCGCAGUGCCAUCAGCAAUACCUUGUAAAAUCGCUUCCCUCCAACGCUUCAUUGAUCAUGAUUUUGAUGCAGCAGAGUUGGGCCCUUCCUUUUUCUCUGUUGCUUCUGUUCACAAGAUCGGGAUCUUAGACAUCAGGCUUCUAAAUCUUGACAGACAUGCAGGAAAUAUGCUUGUGAAGAAGAAACAAGGUCACCAUAGUUAUAAUGCCUGUGGAUUUGGUGAUCUUGUUCCCAUAGACCAUGGCCUUUGCCUUCCUGAGUGGCUGGAUGAUCCAUAUUUUGAGUGGCUUCAUUGGCCGCAAGCCUCCAUUCCUUUUUCUGAGUCUGAGCUCGAUUACAUAUCCAAACUCGACCCAUUUAAAGAUGCAGAGCUUCUAAGAACUAAGCUUCCUUCUCUGAGGGAGUGUGCUAUAAGGGUUCUUGUUGUUUGCACCAUUUUCUUGAAGCAAGCUGCUGCUGCUGGCACCUGUAUUGGUGAUAUUGGUCAAAUGAUGACUCGAAAGUUCUGUGGCGGAGAGGAAAUGCCUAGUGAACUGGAAGAUAUUUGUGUUCGUGCCAAGGCUAUUAUCCCUCGUGGUUCCAACCUGGAGAAGAUGAAAGAAGAAACUGAACAAGGGUUUAAUAUGUUUCAACUCGACAAUCCAACUCAAGACGGACUGAACAAGGGCUUUGGAACGCCAGGUUUUCCAUUUGCAGGAUCAAUGGAUGGAUCGAGUGAGGAGGAUGAUCAAAACAAAACCUUGGAUGCUGGAAAGAUCGAUGAGAGUGAGAAUGAAACAAAGGGGGUUCUCACAAAGAGUGUUAGUAUGUCUUCAUGGAACCAGAAUUGUAAAAAAGGGGUCAUUUCAUUUGGCGAAAUGAACCAAGGCGAAUGGGGAUCGUUUCUGGAAACCUUGAGAAGCUUUUGCUGGGCGUGUUUGGGGAUAAGAAGUGCGGGAAUUGAAGCAAAAGUUGGAACCUUGUGCAAGUUAAGGUGUUAGGAAUCUUCUAUACAUAUAAUAGUUAAAAGCCAGAGUUUACAUGUCAAUGUAUAUUUAUAUGCCAAAAAACACAAGUAGGCAAUUCUAGAUGUCUAUAAGGUGAAAUCCAAAUUUACAAGGAUGGAACAGUGAUUGGGAAGUGAUUCAAUCCUUUUCAUUCUGCCAGGUAUCUUUCGUUGUUUUCCUCUUUUUUUUUUUUUCCCUUUAAUAUCCCUUUCUUGCGUCAACUUUAGUAGCAAACUAUGACCCAGGUGGGUUGCCAUCCUCUAUUAUGUAAAAUUAUAUAUGUACCAGUUACUUCCAUUGUCCAACUUCA